Molecule: messenger RNA, 1111 nt
Organism: Williopsis jadinii
Lineage: Eukaryota; Fungi; Ascomycota; Saccharomycetes; Phaffomycetales; Wickerhamomycetaceae
Gene: RRN9
Product: Rrn9p
Exons: 1
Coding region: 99-1052 (317 amino acids)
Source: RefSeq, a predicted model, not a curated record
UUUGUAUUGCCAAUUGCGUGUUGAUGCUUUAGCUCAAGAGACAGGAGAAGAGGCCGUGGAGGACGUAGCAGCGGUGGAGGACGAAGAGCGCAGAGACGAUGAAAUCAGAAGACGAAGGCUUUGAGGUCGGGCCUGCCGAGAUCGCGCAGAUAAGACGAACCAUAGGCUCGCUGGAGAGGGAACACAACGAGGACUUAGCAGUGCACCUGUACUCUGCUCAUCUUUUACGGAAGAAAGACCGGAUGUUCCCACGUAAUCAGUGGACAGCGUGGCCGGUGUCCUCGCACGAGGUCCCGGAUCCCAAGGUGCUGGAUGAGUACGUGGAUGAGCCUGAAACAGAGAGGGUGUUGAAGUAUCGCGAGAUGGUGUUUGCCAGUGAUGGUUGUGGUGAGGAAGACCAAGAGCGAGGCGAGGACGACGAGGAACCACAACCUGUGGAUGAGGUGGAGAGGGCCACCAAGUACCUGGAGCUGGAGUUAGACCGAGCUUUCAAGAGAGUGGUUUACGAUCGGAUAAGCAGGAGCGAGCAUGAACGGUACGGGGGAGAGCCCAACAUCGAACACCUCUCAAUUCCGCAGUUCCUGAGCGAUUCGAUACGGCAAAAGAUCGACGAUACGUUGGAGCGAUUUACAGAUCAUAAGACGAGGAACGCAUUCAACAUGAGGGCAUUCACAUGGAGAGACAUAGUGUCGGAGGCAAACGCAGACGUGGAGUUACAACAGAGAGUUGGGAAGUUUUUCACAGAAGAUAGUGACAAGUUUCUCGAGGAGUUUUACGAUAAACACUCUUCCAGUGAAGAUGAACACGACGAGGACGGGGACGACAAUGACGAAGAGGAUAUAAUACAUGUGGAUGACGACUCUGAGGAUGACAACUCUGAGGAUGACAACUCUGAGGAUGACAACAAUGAUCAAGACACGGGGAAUAACCGUGUUAGAAAGCCGAAGGGCAACAAGCUAGAUGCAGUGGUUGAUGCAAGACGUGAAACAAUGAGGCUAAUCUUUCAAGAUGAAAUUAAAGAUUCAACUGACAGGCACAGAAAGCGUUUAUAAGUUUAUAAUGCAACAUAUUUGAACAACGUCUCUCCAAUAAAACUCCCAUCAAUGGACCA